Gopherus flavomarginatus (Mexican gopher tortoise) is the source of this 2929-nucleotide messenger RNA. RefSeq names its product CBFA2/RUNX1 partner transcriptional co-repressor 3 (gene CBFA2T3). Gene Ontology annotation, biological process: negative regulation of DNA-templated transcription; DNA-templated transcription. Gene Ontology annotation, cellular component: nucleus. Bases 443 to 2491 code for a protein of 682 amino acids. NCBI's taxonomy places the organism in Eukaryota, Metazoa, Chordata, Testudines, Testudinidae. Gene Ontology annotation, molecular function: transcription corepressor activity. The transcript is spliced from 13 exons. The record is from RefSeq and is a predicted model, not a curated record.
ACAUCAACCCUGGCGGUCACAUGAGCACCCAGCACCUCUUGCAAGGCACACUCCAGAGCAGGCUGGACAGCAGUAAGUCAGAGACACUCAGGGGUAGGGUGGCCCAGGGACAGAACCAGCAGCCGCUCGCCUGCAUUGUCUGUUAUGCAAUGGCCUCUCCUCCUGUGUGGAUUUAGAACGGCUCCUCUCCCCUGCAAAGUGGCUGAGAGCAUGUGAGAGACUCACCUGCCACAGCCCUGCACUUGACGCAGCUAGCCUCCAGCCGAGAGCUCAGGUAGAGCUGGGGAAGGAUCCUCUCCAGCAGUGCUGGCAGCAGAGGGCCUGGCACUGCAUUUCUGGAGCCCACCACCACAUAGUUCAGCUGGCACUGCAAGCAACCGACUGGCUGUAAUGGCUGGAGGCUCUUCCGAGCUGGAAAACCGAGCUUCUGCCUCCGCUUGCCAUGGCGCCUGGGGAAGGGGCUCCAGGGGAACCAGCCAAGCGAACAGCUUCAAACAGGAGUGAUGGAGGGAGCUCCGCAGCAGAACUUCCCAAUGGUAGUGCAGAGAAGAAGAAGGCAGCCACAAUGCCUGACUCGCCGGCUGACGUGAAGACUCAGUCCAGAUCGACACCCCCCAACAUGCCUCCUCCACCGCCAGCCGUCACACAGGGAGCCACGCGGCACCCCUCCUUCACGCCAAACACCAAUCAAGAAGCUGGGCCUCCAACGUUUCUGCCUCGCGGCCGUUUUCAUGGUUGCUUGAAAUGGUCGAUGGUCUGUCUUUUAAUGAAUGGAAGCAGCCACUCCCCUACCGCUAUCAAUGGAGCUCCCUCCACCCCCAACGGGUUCAGCAACGGGCCUGCCACCUCCUCCACUGCCUCCCUGUCCACCCAUCAGCUCCCUCCCGCCUGUGGCGCCCGGCAGCUCAGCAAACUCAAGCGCUUCCUGACCACCCUGCAGCAGUUUGGGAACGACAUCUCCCCAGAGAUUGGGGAGCGGGUGCGCACGCUGGUGCUGGGGCUUGUGAACUCCACGCUGACCAUCGAAGAGUUCCACUCCAAGCUCCAGGAGGCAACUAACUUCCCACUGCGCCCCUUCGUUAUCCCCUUCCUGAAGGCCAACCUGCCCUUGCUGCAGCGCGAGCUGCUCCACUGCGCCCGCAUGGCCAAGCAGACCCCAGCCCAGUACCUGGCCCAGCACGAACAGCUGCUGCUUGAUGCCAACGCCUCGUCCCCCAUCGACUCCUCUGAGCUGCUCCUGGAGGUCACCGAGACUGGCAAGAGGAGGACACCAGACAGGACCAAAGAGAACGGCUUGGACCGAGACCCUCUGCACCCCGAACACCUCAGCAAACGGCCGUGCACCAUGAGCCCCGCUCAGCGGUACAGCCCCAGCAACGGGCUGAGCCACCAGCCCAACGGGCUGCCUCACCCCACCCCACCACCGCCACCACACUACCGCCUGGAGGACAUGGCCAUGGCACACCACUACCGGGACACCUACCGGCACCCCGACCCCAGGGAGCUCCGGGAGCGCCACCGGCAAGUGGCCAUGCAUGGCUCCCGCCAGGAGGAAGUGAUCGACCACAGACUAACAGACAGGGAGUGGGCUGAGGAGUGGAAACACCUCAACAACCUGCUGAACUGCAUCAUGGACAUGGUGGAGAAGACGCGGCGCUCCCUCACCGUGCUGCGCCGCUGCCAGGAGGCUGACCGCGAGGAGCUCAACCACUGGAUCCGCCGCUACAGCGAUGCUGAAGACAUGAAGAAAGGCACCAACCCCCCACCCCGCCCCCACAACAGCUCCUCCAACUCUGAGGCCCCCACAUUAGACGCUCACCGGGAGUUUGUGCCCAGGCCCCUCUCUGGUUACAUGCCCGAGGAAAUCUGGAGGAAAGCUGAAGAAGCUGUGAACGAGGUGAAGCGCCAGGCCAUGUCCGAGCUCCAGAAGGCAGUGUCAGAUGCGGAGCGCAAAGCCCAUGAGCUGAUCACUACCGAGCGAGCCAAGAUGGAGAGGGCCCUGGCGGAGGCCAAGCGCCAGGCUUCCGAGGACGCGCUGUCGGUGAUCAAUCAGCAGGAGGACUCGAAGCUGCUGGAACUGCGGGCGCAAGGCCAGCGAGACCUGCAGCGGAUGCAACACGGCCCGCUACUGCGGCUCCUUCUGCCAGCACAAGGAUUGGGAGAAGCACCACCACGUCUGUGGGCAGACUCUGCAGGGCCUCCAGGCCUCCGCCGGCGCAACCCCUUCCUCCGGGGUGGGCUUAGGAGUGGGCUCAGCUCAACCGGAUGUGGUGGCUGUCAGCACCUCCAUCACCAGCGUGGCCACCAUGGCCGCCAGCCCCAGCGAAACUGGCUCGGCUGCUGCUUCGCGCUCCGGCACGCCAGCCACCCCAGCUCCUCUGGAAACGGCAUCACGCUAACCGACCGACCGGCCAGCCAACAGAGGGGAAAGAAACAGAGAAACCUACAGAACGUCACUGCUGCUACUGCUUCUCUCCAAAAGAAAAACUAACUGCAUUCAAUGCAACUUCCUCAGCUACCUGACUCUUCUGUGACCUCCAAAUGACCUCUCGAUCUCUCAUAUGUAAUCCUCACGGAUCCUCAAACUGGGCUUUAAGUGGAGUUAAGGCAAAUACCAAUCUUCUCUGUUCUCACUUCGGUUUUCUAUGAUUUGGGGAGUUAUCAUCAUCGUCUGUUUGUUUGUUUUCUUCUUUUCGGAUGAGGAAUUUGUCCGCAAACUCUACGCACCUUGACUCGGGGAAAGGAAACCCACCGGUCUCUGUCCCACUGGAGAUGUGCGUGUGUGUGUGAAAUCUCCCUCUCGGUGCGGCCGGGGGAUGGCAUGAUGAAGGAUUUCGAUUUUAGAAGGCAAGAAACUUCUUCUCUUUUUCUUUUCUUUUUUUUUUUGUAAAAAAAAAAAUAAAAUAAAAUAAAAAAUAAAAACGUCAAA